Chinchilla lanigera (long-tailed chinchilla) is the source of this 667-nucleotide messenger RNA. It is a transcript of the gene Cfap90, whose product is annotated as chromosome unknown open reading frame, human C5orf49. Lineage: Eukaryota; Metazoa; Chordata; Mammalia; Rodentia; Chinchillidae. The record is from RefSeq and is a predicted model, not a curated record.
GGCCUUCAGCUACAUCCCGCCGCGGCGCAGGGACCCCAAGGAGCACAGCUACUUCGGGCGGCAGGGCCAGACAGGGGUUGUUUCCCUCUAUGACUGUGUGUUUAAGAGGCGCCUAGAUUAUAACCAGACGUUGCACCGAGAUGACAGAGAACAUGCAAAAUCCCUGGGACUUCAUGUUAAUGAGGAGGAGCAGGAGAGGACUGUGGGGGUGCUGACGUCCUCUGUCUACGGGAAGCGCAUCCAGCAGCCCAUUGAGCCCCUGAACCGGGGCUACGGCCGAGUGAACCACGUGCAGGCGGACUUCUACAGGAAGAACGACAUCCCCAGCAUCAAGGAGCCCGGCUUUGGGCACAUCACCCCAGCCUGAUGCAGGCCUCGUGGCCUGGGAGGCAGGUGGGGUGCCCACUGGGCAGGUGAUGGGCACCCUGUUCGUCACAGUCCUCGUCACAGUCCUCAUCACAGUCCUCGUCACAGUCCUCGUCACAGUCCUCAAUGGCUGAUGAGCAGUUUUUCCUGAGCUUGUCUUGAUUAGAAACCUGGCCAACCUUGAAUAGUGUUAGGAAUGUGUAGGAGAGAGGAUUUUACCGGUUCUUAUUUCAGAUUCAAAGACACUGGAGAUGGGCUGAUUGUGAGCACCUGAAUAAAAGGAAAACCUGGUUUGCUUUGA